CAACGAAAAAGCAGCUGGCUGAGAUGCAACCGGGACGAUGAAUCAGGGUCCAGCCGGCGGCCGGCCGACGACGGACUUUAUUUCGGGGUGACGCAAAGUGGAGGGGCGUGGCCGGGGUCGGCGAGACGGCGAAGAUGCGGCCGGCCAGUCUUGUGCCGGAGCGGCAUGGGUCAGCGCGACCCUCGGCGGUGCGGCACGCCCGACUCGCAGUUUCCGCCGCCAGCACUAGUGUUUUAUUUUGUGUUUUAUUUUCCUUGGCUGUCGGCGCAGCGCUGCUAAUAUGUGCGCAAGUAACAACGUCAAAUGCGGACGAGGGUGCCGCCCCAGCCCGCCCGCGGUGCCCUGCUUCAGUUCAGCCCCCAGCCGCCUCCGACGCCGCCUCCGUCCAUGGCGCACCAAGUGGGCCGCGACCCGCCUCUGCCGGGCAAUGUGUCCGAGUGGCUGCACAACCUACGCCGCAACACCGACUCUUCUGAGGUCGAGGACGAGCUGAGGCACAAGGUGGAGAGCGCCGCGGCCGCCUCCGGCAUCACCGCCUCCGCCAGGCUGACCAGCAGGAAGAGCGCCGCCCCCAAGCCGGACAUUGCGGCCAAGCCGAGGCCGCCGUCCGUCAUGAAAAAAACCGCCGAUUCGGAGAAAGCAGCCGUCGAGCCGCCUCCCUCGGACAAGCAGCAGGGUGGCUGGAAGGAGAACCCGCUCUUCACGGGCAUCGAGCCGCAACAGGUGCGCAGGCCGGACGCCGCCCCCGGUCGCGCGUUCCAGUCGCUGUGCGACGAGGCGCGCCGCGUGUCCACCGACCUGCUAAAGGAGCUGGACGCCGACGACCAGGACGCUUUGCCGGAAAUGGUCGGCCUACAGCAACCGCGCUCGCCCACCAAGCAGGAGGAGGAUCAGGAUCUCGAGAGGCUCACCCAAGAGGCGCUGUCGCUUGUCGACGAGGCGCUCAUUGAACACGCCGUCAAUAAGAGGCUGACGGUGGCGAGAAUCCGCACCAACUCGGGUAGCUCGGACAUGUCCGACGAGGUUUUCGUGUCGUGCAACAGCGAGCCCGGCACGAUUUUCGACCACGAUGGCGCCCCGAGCCACCCCCAGCCGCCGCCGCGCCGGAAGAAGGUGCUCAUCAACGCGCCGACACCUGUACAGAAAACCACUAAACCAGAGGAGCGUCUGCAGAGGGCGGAAUCCCUGAACCGGAAGCAACCCACGCCGCCGACGCGACCACCCCCGGAGGCGGCAAAGCGACCUCCGAGCAUCGUGCAGCCGAUGGUGCGGCAGCGUUCGUUUGUAAUGACGCACAGCCGCGCCUCGUCGGCGCCGUUCGCCACGUUGACGCCGCGCAAGACGAUGCCGCCGUUGUUCGCUGCCGACCAGCAGCAGCGGCCGCCGUCGCCCAAGCAGCCGCCCCCGUCCAAGCUGCCACCGCCGCCCCUCGAACGCAAGUCGUCGCUGCAACGCAAGGAGUCUCUCGAGAGGAAAAAACCGUCGAAGCAGAUCGAGACGCCGCCGCAGCCGAUCGUGCGCAAGUCGCUGCUGAAGAACAGCGACGCGAAGGUGGCCAACCCCCCGACGUACGGCAAGUUCUCCGUGCACGUGGUGGAGCGGAAGACCUACUACCCUGAGAUCACCAAGGACAGCGUGGUGCUCGUGCCUGCCGUUUCCAAGGAGAUGAAGGACUUGCUGGUGACGACCGCGCAGGAGAGCGACGACGACGCCGAGCAGUCCUCCCUAGAGCACAGCUUCCGCAGCCGCAAGGGAAGCAACGGCAGCGACAUCGUCGCCUGGAAGAACGACAUCCGCACUUGCAGCAACGCCGACGAGGAGGACGAAGUCUACUAUACAGCCAAGUCAGCGCCCAAUGAGUGGUUCAGCUCGAGCGACAACGAGGGCCGGCUCUACUUCUUUGCCGAAAACAGCAACGAGUCCUCGUGGAGUCUGCCCCAAAGCCCUGCCGCCCCCAAGAGCGCGCCACCCCCUCCGGAAACUGCUCCGCCACCCAGGCAGACCUCCACUCCGCUGGCGAGGGUUGCGCCGCAGGGGGUGCCGCCGGUACUGAAGAAGCUGGAGCUGCAGUUGCAGCAAGCGGCCGACGACUUGUCGCCGACGGACGAGACCGAACCGCUGAGAAGGCCCCGCAAGAACAUGGGGCCGUGCCUACUGCCGCCGCUGCCCAACUCCAGGGCUUCCAAGUCGCAGUCAAUGAUCGUCGUGCCCGACGUCAAGACUCCGAUGUCUGAAAGCCAGACAGACGCCCCUUCCUCCCCUGGACCGUGGGCCAGUCUCGAAAGCUCUGGCGCCACAAUUCUGAAAGAGGGCCAAAUCACGCGGACCAAGGUAAUGGAGAGCAAGAAGAAGGUGAAAAAGAACUGGUCGCCGGCGUGGGCACUCCUCACCAGUGACUGCAUGUAUUUCUUCAAGGACGAGAAAAGCUUCAAGGCGAUGAAAAACAGCACCGGUGGACACCCUGAGCUGUGCGUGCCACUGAAUCAGUCGUGCUUCCAGGAGGGCGACAAGAAUCUGAGUAGCAAGAAGAACACGUUCCUCAUCGGCACGGACACAAACCAGGUGCUUUGCCAGGAGGAGCAAAUCAGGGACAAAGAAAGCUGGUUCAACCAAAUCAGUCUCGCCAAAAAGUGCAUGCCGGAGAACCACCUGAACACAGCACCGCGGUAUCCAGUAUUGAGUAGAGAGUCAAGUCCUCUUCCGCCUGCAGUCGGCGGUCCGCCUGUUGGCUCAGUCUCGCCUGAAAUGAGUAAAAACAAUUCGUUAAAUCGCAACAAAUCAGUUAAAAUUAAAAAAGACUCGGCUGAGAGUAACGAGGAUCUUUCCACGGAAAACCACACAAAAAUCAAAGCCGGGUUGAGGAAGUUUUUCAAGAGACGACCCACCAUGGAAUCACUAGUCAAAAAAGGAAUAAUUCAAGAUGAACCAGCGUUUGGAUCGACCUUGAGUAAACUAUGCCAGUCACAAAGUCCUGGGUCAAACGGUUACAUUCCAAAGUUUGUGCUUGAGUGCAUCAAUGCCAUUGAGAAAAAGCCUGAGAACCUAAAGACGGACGGAAUCUACAGGGCUUCUGGAAACCUGUCGCAGGUCCAGAAGAUUAGACUGCAGGUGGACCAAAAUAAUCUGGCAGUGUUAGAUCAGGAAGAGGAAGUCCACGUGCUGACUGGUGCCUUAAAAUUGUUCUUCAGGGAGCUGAAAGAGCCACUGAUUCCGUUUGGUUUGCUCGACGCUGCGCUUACUGCUAGCAACAACAGGGAUAAGUCAGAAAAAAUAAGACAAUUCCGAGGAUUGGUCCAGCAAAUGCCCAAAGAGAACCGUGCUACUUUAAAAUUCCUACUUGAACACUUGUUGAGGGUUGUCGAUAACCACACGCACAACCGGAUGCACAUUUCCAAUCUGGCCAUUGUGUUUGGUCCGACGCUGAUGUGGCCCAAGGAAGAGUCAUGUAACAUGGCCCUGGAGUUGAUGCAGCAAAACUACGUUAUCGAGUGCCUUCUGGAAGAGUUCGACUCCAUUUUCAAUUAGAGCUGUGAUCCCGAACUUGUUUAUUGCAAACAAAAAACGACUGUUAUUGAUUAUCUUCGCGGUAAUGCAAGAAAAAGAGAGGACGAGAGAGAAUGUGAGUGUUUGUUUUUGAUGCAACAACGACUUUCUGCGUUGUGAUCAACAUUUUAUUCCUAGUUUGUGUACAGUCUAAUAAGUGAUCCGUUUGCAAAACUUGCUCAGUGUCACGACUGCAACGAUCAAUUGCAAUGUGUACGACUUUCAUGUAAUAUAUGUGUAUCAUUCCCAAGUGCGACUUUAUGACAUAAGAUGAACAGCAGACGAAAAAAAUAAACAAGAAGUCAUUAAAAGAGUCAUCAUAAAAUAAACAUAAAAUUGAUAUUA
This is a messenger RNA of Cloeon dipterum, 3888 nucleotides long. Its product is annotated as rho GTPase-activating protein 12-like. Gene Ontology annotation, molecular function: protein binding. The coding region runs from base 304 to 3525 and encodes 1073 amino acids. NCBI's taxonomy places the organism in Eukaryota, Metazoa, Arthropoda, Insecta, Ephemeroptera, Baetidae. The record is from RefSeq and is a predicted model, not a curated record. Gene Ontology annotation, biological process: signal transduction; regulation of GTPase activity. The transcript is spliced from 16 exons. Gene Ontology annotation, cellular component: cytoplasm.